Molecule: messenger RNA, 662 nt
Organism: Micromonas commoda
Lineage: Eukaryota; Viridiplantae; Chlorophyta; Mamiellophyceae; Mamiellales; Mamiellaceae
Exons: 1
Biological process (GO): translation
Cellular component (GO): large ribosomal subunit
Molecular function (GO): RNA binding; structural constituent of ribosome
Source: RefSeq, a predicted model, not a curated record
AAACUUGCAACUGUACCGUCGACAAUUUUGCAAAACGAGAUCACGAUCUCCGAGGCGUUGCAACAUAUGCGGGACAAUGCAACUGCAAAUUUUCAUGAAUCUAUUGACGUUGCUGUGAGCCUUGGGGUUGACCCAAAGCGAAGCGAUAUGGCCAUAAGAGGUGUGACAAAACUACCACAUCAAACUGGCAAGAUAAUCAGAGUAUGUGUCUUCGCCGAGGGAAUCGCGGCGGACGAGGCGCAUGCUGCAGGUGCACACAUUGUAGGGGGGGAGUCGCUUGUAGCUGAUAUCAAAUUGAAUGGAUUUUCUUCGAUCAACUUUGACAAGGCGAUUGCCCAUGACAAAAUGCUGCCUAAGCUCGGAGAGAUAGCCAAGAUACUUGGCCGGCGUGGUAUGAUGCCGAAUAGAAAAGUCGGCACUGUCACAUCUAACGUGGGCAAUGCAGUAAAAGAUAUGCAGUCGGGACGCGUUGAGUUCAGGGCUGAAAAGAACGCAAUAGUCCAGGCGUGCAUUGGUAAGAUGCACUUCACCGAUGCUGCCCUUGAAGAAAACGUCUUGAGCUUUUUGGUCGCUGUCAUGAGCUUACGGCCAAGAGGACUCAAAGGGGCGCCGAGUGAAAGUAAUUUUGUAAAGGAUAUUGUGUUGAGCUCUACAAUGGGUAA